CGGGGCGGAGCUGCAAGCCCGCUGUCACUCUCUCAGUAUUCCAUAGUAGAUUCACAGUAUAUCUUCAGGCUAUUAGCAAGCAAAUGAACUGUAAGGUAGAAGAUCCCGACGAAUACGAGAGAACGAAAAUCAGUCCUCGGCUUUUGCAGAAGUAAAUGCGGCAUAAUGGAAUACUUUUCCCUGGGUGUCUGAACCUUCUCUGUUGUCAAACUGGGGACUUUGUUCUUCUUUGAUCAUAUCUGAUUGUUAUUGAAAUGGAUAGUAUAACCUACACUGGCUUUGAACCUUGGCUUUACAUUCGCGGAUGAAAUCUUGCAUCUAUUUGCCACUUGAAUAACACCAACGAGGUGUCGCGUUGCCUAUUCACAAGGCUGCUCUCUAUGUAUCCUAUCGGCUAACCUCUUCUUGGGAACACUUGCUCUUGGGUCGGAACUAUGAUGUGGACUUUGUUUGCUGUUUUUACCUGUACUGGACUAUCUGGUAUUCUUGCAGAUGUGGGUCGUGUAGGGGGGGUAGCCCCUCACUGUGAGAGCCAGGCGUGUAACCCCCGAAUGGGCAAUCUGGUGCUAGGUCGCAGGGUCCUGACCCAGACCGUAUGUGGCUACAAGGGCCCAGAGCCCUACUGCUCCUACUCGGACCCCUCCUCCUCCACAGUGCCCUGCCCCCCGGCCAGGUGUGGGGAGUGCAACGGGGCCCUCCCCCUGCAGGCCCACCUGGCUGCAGCCAUGGCCGACUCCUCCUUCCGCCACCCCAACACCUGGUGGCAGUCAUCCGGGGAAGUGGAGUCUGAGACUCUGCAGCUGGAUCUGGAGGCAGAAUUCAUCUUCACCCACCUGAUCAUGGUGUUCCGCUCGCCCCGCCCUACUGCCAUGACCCUGGAGCGCUCGCAGGACUUCGGGCAGACCUGGAAGAUAUUGCAGUACUACGCCAGGAACUGUAGUGCCACCUUUGGACUGGAGGAGGGAAAGGCAGUGCUGGACGGGGCCCCCUGCACCUCCAAAUACUCUGGAGCUUACCCCUGUACCAGGGGAGAGGUGAGGAGGGCCAAAGAUCCACCGUUGGAGCCCCGCCCACCCACAUUCGCCAUUUAUGACCUCAUCGUUAAGGGCAGCUGCUUCUGCCAACGGGCACGCCGCAGUGUGUCCCCGCGCCAAGUUACCGCCCUUCAGGAUGAACAACCACGUGAUCAUUAG
Messenger RNA from Salvelinus sp. IW2-2015, 1193 nucleotides. The record is from RefSeq and is a predicted model, not a curated record. NCBI's taxonomy places the organism in Eukaryota, Metazoa, Chordata, Actinopteri, Salmoniformes, Salmonidae.